AUGUCGACAUGCAAAGAGUUGGAUGAGACCAUAUGUGUGACACCAACGUGCCAGCAUCCUCAGUGUUGGGCGUCUUUACGAAGAAUUGAGAGAGGAUAUCCUCAUUUCAGAAGUUUGCGGUCUUACAGCACAUUGUCCUCAGAAGAUGACGGUGGUCUACCUAUUCUUAAAGUCAUUACCCUACCGAACCUCCAGCCAUCUCCCGUGGGACUAGAUUCUCAUCAUUUACGCAUUAGUUCUUCAGAAACGAGACUUGCAGGACUGAAUUCACAAGCACUGUAUGACCAGAACAAUGAGAGUUAUAAGUGCAGUUCGGACAAGUUGUUCUUCCCGGGUCUCAAUUCAUGUGUGGAAUCAGAAGCAUCAAUUCGUAAAUUGUCCCCCAUGAAAUUGCAAAAAGUUGAGGUAUUGGAUAUCACUACAUCCUCAGCAGUGUCAUGUGAUAUAGGCAGAAGAAGACACACCCCCUUGGUCUGGGUGCCAAACUCACCGUGGAAAUGCCAGCAACAGGAACAGAAAAAAGACCACCAAGAGGAACCUUCUAAAGUUCGGAUUAAAGACCUCGUCUUUCAAACUUUUUUCUCUGAAGAUACAAAGAGAGAGGUUUUGUCAGGGCUUCAAAGCAAAAAAAACAAGAAAGUCCCAACAGGGGGAAACCCACAUAACGCGUCUAUUGCUCACUCGACUAUCAAAAAACACUCAAAGAUGCCUACAAGUUUUAAGAAGGAACAGACUGAAGAGCUAUCAAACGAUAAACAAAGAUUUAGUGGUCACAACCCAGACAAAAACUUGCUAACAUCACCAGCUCGUCAUGACCGUCUUCUGGAGAAUCGACGUAUGGUUUUAUAUGAUACCAAGGUGAGGCACCAGCAGUGUCCAGCAAGACAAGACACAAGCCCAUUAUACAAACUGGACAAAAAGUAUUUACAAAGUCUGGACCAGGAAGAAGUAGAUUUGGACAGUAUUAAGAACCAGUACUACUUGUGGAAGAAAUACGCAGACCAGGCCCAACUCCAUGGCAAAAUUAAGGUACCAGAUCAUCAGCGAACCAGAUUGCAGAGGUCACACAUGAACAAGCAGAGUCCACUGGUGUUUAGUGACUUUGGGCUCUUCCCAUGUGAUUCCUAUUCUGAGCGCAGUUACUUUAAGGAACAAGGACCUGAUACUUCUAGAGGUUCUGUGAGUUGCAAUACAGCACAAUCUAGUGGCUCCAACUCUAUGUCCUUGACCAGCCUUCUCGAGGGGGCUUUGUUAUACUCACCCACGUACAUCCCGCAAGAAUCCCAUAAAACGUCAGCAGCUACGAGUUCCAUUAGGGAAGUUCAAGAAGAAGAAGAAGAAUUUUCUGGGCCUGAUGAAAACCUCGCUCCGAGUUGCUCUGUUUCUCAGAUGAAAUUUACUGAGCUAGAACAAGAUCCUCUUACUACAGAUUUGGAAACAGAAUUUCAUAAUCAAUCUGCAGUCACACCCGAAUUUAUCCAAGAAGAUUGGAACUUCGUAGAGCCUCAACCCAUCCCACCACCACCCUCCCCAAUGACCACAGACACGCAAGUUGGAGACUGAUGCGUUUGUCAACAAAGAUGAUAUCAACAUGCAAUUUCCAGUCUUCUUCUAGAUUGGAUCCGCGAUUCCACGGGAUUUAUUAUUGAAAUGUUGCUGUCGAAAUAGCAAAGAAAUGUAGCACAGCUUGGAAAGCAUUUUUAAAGGGACAGGAAACCCCCCAAAAUGUCUCUCAUGAUUUGGAUAGAACAUACAGUUUUAAAAAACCUUCCAAUUUACAUCUAUUAUCAAACUGACUUUGUACUCUUGUUAUCCUUUGCAGAAGGAGCAGAAUUCCACUACCAGCAGCUAGCUAAGCCAAUCACAAGAGACAAAUGUGUGCAGGCACCAAUCAGCAGCUAGCUCCCAUUAGUGUAGUAUGUGUGUGUAGUCUUUUAUAACAAAGGAUACUAAGAGAACAAAGCAUAUUUGAAAAUAGAAGUAAAUUUAAAAGUGCAUUAAAAUUAUAUUCUCUAUCAGAAUCAUGCACGUUUAAUUUUUACUUUCCUAUCCCUUUAACCUUUUGGCUGCCAGAUAGGGAAGCAACUAAUUGAUUAGCAAUUUCAGCUGAUGAGGCAAUAUUCUAACAAGGCAAAUUAAAUACAGCAUUUUGAACAGCGCCAUUUCAGCACUGUUAGCAUAAUACAAUCAGUGCAAACAUUCUAAUGGAUUUGUCUGCUCAUGAUUAAUUGUGUUUUAACAGACGUGAUCAAUAAAUCAGUAUUGGUGAUUGUUCAUUAA
Messenger RNA from Bombina bombina (fire-bellied toad), 2280 nucleotides. It is a transcript of the gene C12H9orf43, whose product is annotated as chromosome 12 C9orf43 homolog. The coding region runs from base 1 to 1563 and encodes 520 amino acids. The transcript has 12 exons. The record is from RefSeq and is a predicted model, not a curated record. NCBI's taxonomy places the organism in Eukaryota, Metazoa, Chordata, Amphibia, Anura, Bombinatoridae.